AUGAGUUUGGCAAAGACGGCUGCGCAAGCGGCAAAGCGCGUGAUCGCGGCGUCCAAACCAACAAAGAUCAACGGACGCUGGCGCCAGCCUGAACUCUCCGGCCGAUCGCUCGCCAAAGCACGAAAGGAGUGGGAAGCAACAUUCACAGAACCCUGGCCUCUGCAAAAGGAGCGUGGGCAACCGAACCAAAAGCCAAAGGGCCACAAGCACGAACGACUCAAAGCAGAACGGUGA
This is a messenger RNA of Salpingoeca rosetta, 234 nucleotides long. RefSeq lists its product as uncharacterized. The transcript has 2 exons. The coding region runs from base 1 to 234 and encodes 77 amino acids. The record is from RefSeq and is a predicted model, not a curated record. Lineage: Eukaryota; Choanoflagellata; Craspedida; Salpingoecidae.